AUGAAACUGAUAAGAAUGAAAACAUUGAUGUUUGGUACACCUUGCACCUGUGUGAUCUUCUGCCUAGUAUACUGUAUAAUUUCUCUUAUUAUCUGGCUUAUGUACACGGAUAACUUAUCAAGAGCGACCGUGGACUUUGGGUACUUUUCAAUUGAACAUUUGGGUGAACUGGGAAAAGAAGCCCAUUUGCAAAUGACGAAGAGAGACCUUGUAGAUGCUGAAGAAAGGUUCACUUUAUAUGAAUACAACGCCUGGCUCUCUGAAAGAAUUCCGUUGAAACGAACUCUGGAGGAUUAUAGAGAUGCGAAAUGCCUUAACAUCAGCUACAGUUCGGAGGGAAGGGUUACAGCUAGCAUUAUUAUAGCAACUCAACUGGAACAUCCACAUACUCUGCUGAGGACCAUCCACAGCAUUGAAGCGCAAUCGUCAUCCCACAUUAUCACUGAGAUAAUACUGGUUCAUGAAGGAACUGCCGAUGAAGAUGUGUUUGAGUACAUCGCCAAUAACCUACCUAUGGUAAUACAACUGGAAGUUCACAACUCAAAGGGACUCAUUCACGCUCGUUUGGCCGGAGCUAAGAAAGCGACUGGUGAUGUCCUCAUAUUUCUCAAUUCCCACAUGGAGGUCACGAAGGGUUGGCUUCCUCCGCUACUGGAACCCAUCAUGCUGGACAGAAAAUCAGCCACUCAGCCCGUUAUGGAUGCCAUAUCUAGAGAGACUUUUGCCUACCAAAAGGUGGCAGAGCCUGAACAAAUGGCAUUCGAUUGGCAGUUGGAGCGUAUCUGGUUGCCCUUGGAUCUGUUCUCCAUGAAGAACCUACCAAAUCCAUUCGCAUCCUCCCAACUGGAGGGACGUGUUUUCGCCAUAGAUCGCAAUUGGUUCUGGAAACUGGGCGGAUGGGAUGAGGGUCUCAAGGACAAUGGUGGCGAUGCCCUGGACCUCAGCCUCAAAGUGUGGCAGUGUGGUGGUCGCAUUCUCACGAUUCCCUGUUCUCGUGUAGGACUCAUCUAUAAACGGGAUGAGGCAGAGGCUCAGUUGGCUCCCAAUAGAAAUCGCAAUAAGCAGGUCAAAAAGAACUUUAAAAGGGUUGUGGAUGUAUGGUUCGACGAGUAUAAGCUCCAUUUUUAUCGGUAUAAUCCAAGUUUAAGAAAUCUUUCUGCUGAAUCUUUGGAUGGACCACGAGCUCUACGUCGACGCCUUAAUUGCAAGUCGUUUGGAUGGUACAGAAGCCAAGUGGCGCCUCAAUACAGAAACCAUUAUCUUCAUGCCGGACUUUCCAACUAUGCGAUCGGUAAAAUAAUGUCCUUUGUGACGCCAAAUUAUUGCCUAUCAAUCAAGGGAGACGUUCCAAUCAUGAGGAAAUGCAAUUCAACCAAUUUCGAAGACUGGGCACUGACGCCUAGCUGCCAACUGAAACUUGGUCAGAAGUGUCUGGAUGUGGACUCAAAAAAUAACGUGAAGGUUUCGAGGUGCACCAAAAAGGUACCAGAAUAUCCAUGGCAAUAUAGUUACCAGCACAGGUCAUUUGUUAGUGUUGAAAAAAAAUGUCUGCAAAUUGGUGCAAAGAAGGGCGACCUUAGUUUAAGAACUUGUGACUCAGAAAUGAAGAGCCAACGUUGGAUGUACACUGGGGUGCAGGACUCAAGCCUAGACCACACCUUGGAUGUUUGUUUAAAUGUAAAAAACUAAAUUUUUUAAGCAUACCUAAUUAUUUCAAUCCCAGUUUUAUAUGAAUAAGAUUGCUUACCGAAACUUUUUUCUUUUGAAACUCGUAAUAUAAAUUCUAAGAUAAUUUGUUCGCGUAGUUUACUUUUUGAAAUAUAAAUAAUGUAAAACAAUAAAAAUAAAGGCUUUAAGAAAUCUACACUAAAGAAUGUACUGAUAACGUACCCACCUCAGUUUUCUGCUUAAUUUGUUGCAAAGACUCUGGAAAAUGUUUUUUAACUCUCGCUUAAAUCCUUACACUCC
Molecule: messenger RNA, 1968 nt
Organism: Drosophila rhopaloa
Lineage: Eukaryota; Metazoa; Arthropoda; Insecta; Diptera; Drosophilidae
Product: putative polypeptide N-acetylgalactosaminyltransferase 11
Exons: 3
Coding region: 1-1689 (562 amino acids)
Cellular component (GO): Golgi apparatus
Source: RefSeq, a predicted model, not a curated record